GUUGUCGGCCAGCAUAGAAGUUGUCCGUCAUAUCAAUUUGAACUCACCAACCAACUAUUCUAUCCAGCACGAUUGAAACUGAGUAUUCGUUGUCACCUAACGACUGAAUCCUUGAGCACGACAACGUCAUCCCCGCCUGUCUCAAAAUUACCACCCCUCAUCGCCUCUCCAACCUUCGUCUCUCCUCCCACGCCCAUCCGCUACCACUAUGGCAUCAUAUUUAACUGCCAGCGAGGCAUUCGCCCGUGAGAAGCUCACCCCAGCGAGCAAUGCAUCCACACCUCAGUCAGCCUGGGCCAACAAAUACCGGGGGGCAACAAUCGAAGAUCUAGACCCACCCCCCGCCCUCUCCGUCUCCCCCGACGACCCCAUCUCCUCCGCCAUGCUGACCGCCUACGAACGCGACUACACGCACCUAACGGUCAUUUCCUCCACGAAGCGCUCCCUCCUCGGCUACCUCAGCAUGCCACGGCUCAAGGCCCUGCUGAAGGACGGCUCCGUCAAAGAAUCCGACAGCGUCGCGACCGCCAUGCAGCGGUUUAACCGCAAGCGCGGCACGUACCAGGUGAUUACGAUGGAGACGCCGCUGGAGGAGCUGGAGCGGUUCUUUGAGAGCGAGACGGGCGUGGAUGGCGAGGCGAGGGGGAAGCAGUCGUUUGCUGUUGUUACGGAUGCGUCGAGGAAGUUUGUGCUGGGUGUUGUUACUAGGGAGGAUUUGGAGGAGUUUGUGAGGAGACGGCCGACGUAAUUUUUUUUCUUUUCUUUCGCUGUCUUCUGGGUUUAGUGCCUUCCCCCCCCGUCUUUUUUCAUAUAUAUGUUGAUAUAUCUGGUGGGUGUGAUAUUUCCGGUGCAUUUUCAGGCGCGGAUUAUUCAACAUGGUUUGGAAUGACUCGUAUAUCUCAACAUGACCGGAUGUCUCUUGUUAUCUGUCUUUCAACUUGAGUUUUGAUCACGAGCUACAUAUAUAAAUCAAC
Aspergillus candidus is the source of this 974-nucleotide messenger RNA. RefSeq names its product putative cystathionine beta-synthase (beta-thionase). Lineage: Eukaryota; Fungi; Ascomycota; Eurotiomycetes; Eurotiales; Aspergillaceae. Bases 209 to 748 code for a protein of 179 amino acids. The record is from RefSeq and is a predicted model, not a curated record. The transcript is spliced from 2 exons.